AUGACACCAAAAUUGAACGGCCAAUCUCGUUCGGAAAAUGAUAACCGGUGCAAUGAAGAGAGGAGCAUCACUCCGAUAAUCGAUCAACACUCGACCGAUCACCCUGAUUUCGAAUUUGAUGAUCCUAGAUGUAUCAGUCUUGCAACCAUCAACAACCAGUCGAACGGGAGCCUCGCUUCUGUCGACCACUCUUCACUGCCCGGUAAGGUGCACGAGAAACGCAACAGGCAUGUAUCAGAAAGAAUUAAGGAAAUUGACUGGUCCGGAUCCUGGGCAUGGGAAAUCGGAGGUGCCACUCUCAGUUUUAUUUGCCUCGGCCUCUUAAUGGGAUUCCUAAGAUAUGUGGGCGGGAUGUCCUAUGCUAAAUGGCAAUAUUCUGUCUCACCAAACGCAGUGAUCUCUGUAAUAACCACUUGCAUGAAGGCCUCAAUGUUGGUACCGCUGUCAGCCUGCCUUGGCCAGUUGAAGUGGAAGCAGCACGCAGGGGAAAAAUUAACACCAUUGUAUUCUUUCCACGUCCUAGACCAGGCUAGCCGCGGUCCUUGGGGCGCAAUGGAGGUAUUCUGGAGAAUCCGGUCGGGAUUGGCGAUUGCGGGUGCAUUGCUGAUGGUUUUAUCAGUCGCUAUUGAUCCCUUCUCCCAGCAAAUUCUCGUCUUUCCAUCGCGCGAUGUGCGGGCGGCUGAUGUGACCGCGUCUGUGCAAAGGGCCUUGGAAUAUCGACCGGUGUGGAACAUACCAACAAGUGACUGGGGCGUCUUGGAUCCCACCAUGCAGAGUGCACUCUUGAACGGACUGGCGAGAAUCAACAGUCCCCUUGACCCAGUGUGCCCCUCAGCCAGCUGCACUUAUCCCGACUUUGCCAGCCUGGGGAUCUGUAGUAAGUGCGAAGAUAUCACAAAAGAUGCCAUCCAGACAUGCAAACCAAUCGCGGAGAAUUCCUCCUUCUGGGAUAGGAGUGCAAGACAGUCGCGUGGGCCCUUUUUAUCGACCCCGUUCAACUGCUCUUACUCCUUCCCCCACGGGUUUACGUUCACGCCUUUCAUCACCAACAUGGUUCUUUCAUCCAACAACGAGCUCUACGUAGCACACGUCGUGGUUUCAUUUUUUAGCGCUAAAUUCUCCCGCGACCUCACCUACACCGCUAGCAAUGCUAGCGCAGUGGAUAAGAUUCCCACAAUGACCAACUGCACUGUGUUUUUGUGCGAGAAGCAAUACCCUAAGAGCCGUGGUACCAUCCAUAGCAAUACCGUGGAGCCAUUACGAAUCCAACCUCUCCCGGUUAGGAACGUAACAGAGUGCAUCCAAAGUGAAACCUGUCUCCUUGCUCCUGCGCACGGUGCCAAACCAUUCUCCACCAACUCCACCUACAUCAUCGAAUACAAUACACUCACCCAUCUCCGGAGCUUGAUGAACAUGUUGUUCAAUACGAGCCUCACUCAAACGGACGGAACACUUCAGCCGGGUAUUCAGUCGUCCUCCUUCCUCUUUAGUAGUGACAAUAUCACACAGUCGAUGGAAUCCAUGGCCACUAGCAUGACGGACCAUAUCCGGUUAAGUGACGAGAGCUCUGCAGUGCGUGGGUGGGCUUAUCGAGUUGAGACGUAUAUUCAUGUUCGCUGGCCUUGGGUGAUUCUUCCUGGAAUAACGGUAAUUUUAUCAAUCCUGCUAUUUAUCGCUAUGGCGUGGGAAACACGAGGCCAUGCUAUCCUGUGGAAAUCCUCUGUGUUUCCACUCCUUCUCGGACGGCUGCGGGUCUCCCCAGACCAUGACUUCUCGAUUACGCGUCCACUGGGCAAGUUGAACGCUGAUUCGCAGAAGAUCAAGGUAAUUUUGGAGGAGGAGCAGGGGAAUCUUCUUUUUACUGAACGAGAGUGA
This is a messenger RNA of Penicillium hordei, 1875 nucleotides long. Its product is annotated as DUF3176 domain-containing protein. Bases 1 to 1875 code for a protein of 624 amino acids. The transcript is spliced from 2 exons. NCBI's taxonomy places the organism in Eukaryota, Fungi, Ascomycota, Eurotiomycetes, Eurotiales, Aspergillaceae. The record is from RefSeq and is a predicted model, not a curated record.